CGCAUUUCAAACCUCUCUCACUCGCUGGCUUUGGACGCGGAAGAGUUGUCGCGAUAUCUGGAUAUCGACUCGCACUUUCUGCCCUCGAAUGUAUCUCUGAACAUGCUAUUCCGCCAGCCUCUGCGGUGACUGACGCUUGGUUUCUCGAAACAUGGCCUCCGCGGGGCCGUCUGGCGGCUCUGUGACUGAGCUCGCCUCCAGCCUUUACGAUGCAUGCGUCAGCAAGUUUCCUGCCGACCAUAACCUCUCUCAGCAAGACUUGCUAGGCCUGGAUAUCAUUCCGAAGAAUGAUCUCACACUCCUGCUCCAAUGCACCCAGUCACUUGUCAAUCAGAAUCUGCUCCGACUGCUUCAAACCCGAAAUGACAAACUCGCAUGGAAGAUCAUUCCUAGGGAGGACGCUGAAAAGCUUCAGAACCUCAACCCCGACGAAUCUUUGGUGUAUAAUGUGAUUCAUUCAAUGGGCAGAUCAGGCAUCUGGGUACGGGCCAUAGUGAAUCGUACAAACUUGCACAAAUCCAUCCUCGACCGAUGCCUCAAGUCCCUUGAAGGCAAAAACUAUAUCAAAAGCGUCCACAAUGUCAAGUUUCCCAGCCGCAAGAUGUACAUGCUGGCCGGCCUAGCGCCUAGCGAGGAUGUUACGGGCGGCGCAUGGUUUACCGACGGCGUGCUCGACGAGAACUUUAUCAACGUCGUCUCCGGAUUCAUCGAAUUCUCCGUUGCGCGGAAGAGUUGGCACGAGAUAUCGACAUCCGACAAGUCCCGCAACAAGAGACUAAAGACCGCCGACGGCAGCGUGGCCAUCAAGAAGGAGUCAGGAGGCUCAAAAGAAUAUCUCCCCUAUCCAGCGGGGUACCAGGGCUACCCAACAGUCUCGAGUUUAACAAACGCCGUCAACCAAAGUGGAAUUACUCCCGUCCGCCUCGGCGAAGAGAGCGUCACCCAGCUCCUCGAAAUGCUGUGCUUCGACAAUAAGCUUGUCGCGUUGAACAAUGGCGAAGUCUACAAAUCCGUGAACAACCCAGAGCAGGUCAAAGCGCGCCAAGCGCGUAAACCAGACGAAGACCCUACUGCGGCCGACGACCGGCUCGUCCGAAACGGUAUGACCGAGGUGCCCUGUGGCCAUUGUCCUGUCUUCAAUCUCUGUGUGCCCGGCGGUGCGGUGAGCCCUGAGAACUGCGAGUAUUUUGAGGCUUGGAUUCAUGAAAAGAGUCAACUCUCGUUCUAGUUAUAGUUCAAGGUCUUUGUACUGGCUGGUUGUUUGGUGUGGAAAAUACGGUGUUUUAUUUGCAUAGCGAUGGCGUUGCAUUGUCUGUGAUUUGGGGGCAGGAUAGGUCUGUUUUCUGUCGAAUAUAGAUAGGUAGUUGAGAUACCUAGGUAUUACAGAUUGUGGUUGAGUUUGAGUUGAUUCUUUUCCGAAGUAUCAAAGUCUACAAAUACCGUCGCCCAAAUGAGAUUUUUAAGCUUAUAAACUCGAGAAU
Messenger RNA from Aspergillus versicolor CBS 583.65, 1481 nucleotides. Its product is annotated as RPC34 RNA polymerase subunit family protein. NCBI's taxonomy places the organism in Eukaryota, Fungi, Ascomycota, Eurotiomycetes, Eurotiales, Aspergillaceae. The transcript has 2 exons. Gene Ontology annotation, cellular component: RNA polymerase III complex. The record is from RefSeq and is a predicted model, not a curated record. Bases 152 to 1228 code for a protein of 358 amino acids. Gene Ontology annotation, biological process: transcription by RNA polymerase III.